CGGCCGUUUGCCUUAAUUGGCAAGGGUUUUAGCCGACGUAAUCCCAAGAAUUUCGCGGCUUUUUUUCUGUAGAUUCCAUCGGCUCAUCUUCGUUCGUCCGUCCGAUCAUUGCUCAUGCGAUCGCGAUUACAGGGCGACAUCGAAUCGGAGAAGGCGAUGCGAUCCGACUGAUCGGAGAGUGACGACGGCAAACUUGAAAGGCGAAAGGGCUUUUUGUGAUGUGAAAUGGAGGCACCUCCCGAGAACGACUUCUGCUCCGUCUGCCAUGGAGUCUUCCGCGUUCCUUGUCAGGCCAAUUGCUCCCACUGGUUUUGCGGAGAUUGCAUCAUGCUCGUGUGGCACCAUGGUUCGGCACUUCAGCCCUGCAAGUGCCCCUUGUGUCGCCGCAACAUUACUCUGUUGGUUCCUGCCGAGUCUUCGUUGCAGCUGCGUCAAGACCCCAGUGCUUCUGAAAUUCUGCGCAAGGUCGAAACAUACAAUCGUUCUUUCGGCGGAAGGAGCGAUGGUCUGAUCCAGAGGAUGCAAGACCUUCCUUUCUUCUUGAGAAGGCUGGCACGGGAACUGAAGGAACCUGAAAGAUCUCUUCCUUUCAUAAUCAGGGCACGUGUAUAUAUUUCAAUGGUUCUAAGUGCAAUCUACGUACUCAGCCCUGUGGACUUCAUUCCAGAAGCAAUAAAUCCCAUUAUUGGCUACUUGGAUGAUCUGAUUAUAGUCCUCAUUUGCUUCCUCCAUGUGUCUGCUCUAUAUCGUUCUGUACUCUAUUCCCGUCAUGGAGGUUCUUAGAAAGUCCAAUGCAUCUGUGGAAAUUUGAACCAGCUAGUAAAGAAAGAAGGUUAGAGAUUCUCAAAGGAAUUGCAGAAAACCUCAUGGACUUCUCAAGCGGGUCAAGGUGCAGAGCCACACAGUCCUCUUUGGCCAUUUAAGUACCACUCUCGUCCUGGGCCUUACAUGAUACUCCUAUACAAGGAUGAUUGUGGAUAGAUUCCCCUUUCUACGGUGUGUUACUGUUGCACACAAAAUCAUUUGUCAUAUAUUCUUUCCAUUGGCAACUCUAGCUUUGUUGUAUCUAGUGAUUUUCAACUAAUGACGAACUGGCCUUAGUUGAAGAGAACCCAUGGGCCAGAGGAAUGUCUUGUUGUUUUGAUAUAGUAAACUCCAUUGCACCUUAGUAUAGAUAGUCAUAUUAGAAUCUAGGGUAUGAAUCUGAAGUUCCCGUC
This is a messenger RNA of Rhodamnia argentea, 1217 nucleotides long. RefSeq names its product E3 ubiquitin-protein ligase RNF170-like. Lineage: Eukaryota; Viridiplantae; Streptophyta; Magnoliopsida; Myrtales; Myrtaceae. The transcript has 5 exons. Gene Ontology annotation, molecular function: ubiquitin protein ligase activity. Bases 226 to 783 code for a protein of 185 amino acids. The record is from RefSeq and is a predicted model, not a curated record.